AUGUCGCCUGCUCUCCAGCCCUUUGUCAGCGAAGACAUUGAGAAUGGCGAUGAGCAGACACCGCAAACAGCUGCAGAGCAUCGGCCAAGUUGCAAGGUCGCAGCGGGUGGAGUUCUCCUACUCAUGCUUGCUUUCUGCGUGGCUUUGUGGAUGGGGGGGCGAGCCUGGCAUUUAGAUCAUUCCCACACCCUCCAUGGCGACUUCGAUGCCAUCAACUUCGAGAGCAUUCGUGCCGAGGACGAGUUCUUGAACCUAGGCCCAGGUUCGGUGUGCCGAGGGGACAAGGUCGAUGCCCACCUGGGGCCCACCGGCAAAGAGGGAAUCGUGCUGUCGAACACGGACCCGGCGGCGGAUGGUCAUGGAGUGAGCCGUGAGAAGUGCGAGAAAAAAUGUGCCGAGCAAUCUGACUGCAAGGGCUACGAGCUCGGCCCAGUAAAGGAGCAGCGCUGCGAGCUUUGGGUUGGACUUACCCACCAUGAGGACCUCUUUGAGCAUAACACGGUCUACAGCAACUCCGAAGCUUUGAAGAGGCACGAAAAGCAUUCUCCCCUGGCGGAGUACCACUGCGUCCUCAAAGUCAGCCAUAAUUCCUUCACCAGCCAAUUCGAUCGCUUGGAGGAGGGCUGCAAGAACGACAUGAUUGAGCGGCACGCGCAUGUCCUGCGAGGCCGUCAUGCGAACUUCUCGUUAACCUGCGAGAGCGAGGUGGGAGUACCAGGCCAUCUUCACUGGCACCCCCACCAAUGUAUCUCCAAACGCGACAAGUCAAUUAUCAAGGCCACAAAAAGGCUUGACCAGCUGAUGCAAGGUUGCGAGGGGCCAGCGGCAGGAGGGACGGCCACGCCCACAGAAGAGCCCAGCCCCGCGCCCGUGGCAAAGCCUGCGGCAGGGGGGGUUAAUUGGUUGCUGAUUGCCUUGAUCGUCGUGGCUUGCGUUCUCGUUCUCGGACUCGGGGCCUUGAGCCAACAUCCAGCUGUACAGGCGAAGAUUUUUGGUCCUGCCGACCCGGGUUUGCCAAACCUCAUUGGGUCGCAGCCUGCAGGCAAAGGCCCCCGAGAAGCAGGGGCUGGCUACAAUCCCGUGGAGAACUCCUAG
This is a messenger RNA of Symbiodinium sp. CCMP2456, 1095 nucleotides long. Lineage: Eukaryota; Dinophyceae; Suessiales; Symbiodiniaceae. The record is from the annotation of a GenBank genome assembly.